CGGCCACGCUCGCAGUUGAAUUCAUAUACCAAAUAUAAUUGAUCGAUCAAUGGAUCCCAUGGAAGACAAAAUCGAAUUUUCUCAGGCCGACUUCGACGGAUUUCCUAGGAGGCUCCCUGAGAACUGCGUUGAGUAUGUUUUGUUUAUUAUCGAUGAAAAACUCGAAGGACGCAGCCAGUUUCUGGAACUUGAAAAUAUCCGCAAAACAGCUUUACAAUUGUGUGACAAUAUUGCCGGGGGGUACAUAUGGCAACGAGAUUCCUUCCAAUUACGCCUCGAAAGAGAUCAAGACCUGAUCUAUCUGAGUGGGAUAACCGACUAUGGAGACUCGGUAGAAGACGAAUGGCUUAUAGUCUACCUGCUUAGGGAGUUGACUAGAUCCUUCCCGUCUCUCUGGGCGAGAAUCUCUGAUAGCGAUGGCGAGUUCCUACUUGUCGAGGCAGCCAACGUCCUACCAAAAUGGUUAAGUCCAGAAAUAGAUAGCAAUCGAGCAUGGGUUCACCAUGGCAAAAUUUAUAUCCUCCCUCUUGCUGCUAGUUCCGGUAUAAAAAGAUCUCCAUCCUUGGCCGAAGCAGUCAAGUUCAUCAAGUCGAAUCCCGAUGCCUUGAUACAUUCUACUUUUGUAGAAGCAGAGGCUUUCUACAGGUUAGAGAAAUACCCCAAACGCAUCACACAUUCAAUACACUAUUCUCUAGUCACAAUACCCAGGAAACUAGCAUACAUCCUCCAUGAUAAACCUUCUACCAUAGCUCCUGCUAUCGAGGCAUUUUACCUUCGGGAUCCGAUAGCUAUGAAGCCCCUAACCUCCCUAGUUGAAGAUGUGCACUUCCCACCCAGAGACCUAGUGACUGUCAGCGUCAAAUUCACAAAGGUUCUUUUCGCGCAACUCAAAUCUCAGCGCUUCUUACCCCCUCCGAUAUGGAGUGACGUAUUCGAGGACGCAGAAAAGCAAGCAUCUAGUGCAGGAGAUGCUCAAAAAAGGUUGGCGCGUUUGGAAUUGGGUAUGAAGGUGACGAGCGGUUUCGAAAUGCUUGCUACCAACGCCGACGAGAAAGAUAAUCGUCUAGCGCGCGAGUUUGCCAUGCUCCUCGAGGAUCUAGAAGAAGACGGUGCCCAGGUGCUCCCAAACGACGAAGAUAUGGAGACUUGGGAGAAUGCACGCAGGGAAGAUGACGAGUCCUGGCUAGAUAUUAAUUUCGAGGAUUUUGAAGACGAAUUGCAGGGCAAUCGUGGCCCUAAAAACAGGUCUAAAAAUGGAUUUGGUGAUUCUUCUACGCAAGCAGACUUGCAAAAGAUUGUAUCCCGCUUUGAGGCCUUUCUCAAUGACGAGAAGGCUGGGAUAGAAGGUGCCGACAUGGACGAUAUGGACGACGACGACGAUCUUACAAACUACGAUGACGAAGACAGCGAUGAGGACAAAGAUGUUAGUUUCGACGAAGAGCAAUUUUCUAAGAUGAUGAGGGAAAUGAUGGGAAUGCCAGCAGAGCCAGCGACGGAUCUGAAACAUAAGCCAGGUACUUCGGAAUACACCACUACAAACACUACCGAAAAGGAAGAUGAGGAUGAGGAUAUUAGGCAGCUAGCGGUUCAGAUGGAAGCUGAGUUAAGGGAGCAUGGUGCUUUGAGGCUUGAUACCGGUUCUGAAAACGUGAAAGCUAUUGCAUCAGGAGAUAAAGCUAAAUCCAAGGGCAAAGCAAAGGAUGAAUUAGGGAGUAACGUUGGCACAGGGGAGGAAAGCAGUGAGGAGGAUGUGGAUGUUGACUAUAAUCUCGCCAAGAAUUUGCUGGAAAGCUUUAAGAGCCAAGCUGGAAUGGCAGGUCCGGCAGGGAACAUACUUGGUAUGAUGGGGCUACAGCUUCCACGUGACGAAGAUGAAGAAGAGGAAAGCUAAGUAAGGUAUAGUCAGGAUUUCUAUCAAAAUUCGAGUGAUUAUUGUUCGCAAGAUUAUAUAGAAAAGGGGUUUGAAAAGGAGGUAUCAAGCACACUAUGUACAUACAAACGUAUUCAAUGUUGUUUAUGUAUGUAUAUAUAUGCAUGUACCUUCUCCCUCUAAAAGUGCCCCACCAUACAUGUAUCCUACCUCCAGCGCUACUUCCAUAAGUACCUACUGUAGGUAAACGCGACUGUUAAGUGGAUCAA
Hypoxylon trugodes is the source of this 2139-nucleotide messenger RNA. Its product is annotated as SGT1-domain-containing protein. The record is from RefSeq and is a predicted model, not a curated record. The transcript has a single exon. Gene Ontology annotation, cellular component: nucleus. The coding region runs from base 50 to 1891 and encodes 613 amino acids. Lineage: Eukaryota; Fungi; Ascomycota; Sordariomycetes; Xylariales; Hypoxylaceae.